AUGAUCAUAUUCUAUCAUAAAUGUAAUAUAUACUCGUAUUUUGUUAUCGUUUUGUCCUAUUCUUACUUGAUGGGAAGAAAAGUUACUCGUUUAGCUUCAAAAAUUUGGAAUCCUGUGUUUACAAAACAACUGAAAACUGCCCAAAAAUUCGCCUACUUUAUGGUUUUAGAUUUCGAAGCAACUUGUGAACGAGAUAAAAAAAUUGAAGCUCCUGAAAUUAUCGAGUUCCCUGUUCUCAUGGUGAAUCCUUCAACCUUUCGAAUCGAAGCCAAUUUCCAUCAGUACGUUAAGCCUACUGUUAAUCCACAAUUGAGCGAUUUCUGUACAGAGUUAACUGGAAUUAUACAAGAUAUGGUAGAAGAUCAACCGGAUUUACCGACAGUACUCAAGAUGUUUGAUUCAUUUCUUCGUGAAAAAAACCUGAAUGUUCAUCCCAGUAAAUUUGCUUUUGUUACGUGUGGUGAUUGGGACCUAAAAACAAUGUUACCGGUUCAGUGUAAACAGUUGGGUAUAGACGUUCCAGACUAUUUCAAGCAGUGGAUUAACUUGAAGCAGGUGUAUUGUGAUGUGAUGGGUCAAUUCCCACAAAGUAUGAUGUCUAUGCUGUCAGAUUUGAAACUAAAACACGUCGGUCGACAUCAUAGUGGUAUUGAUGAUUGUACUAAUAUCGCAAACAUUCUAUGUGAAUUAAUUCGAAAGGGUGCUACUCCUGAAUAUACUGGGAAAUCUAGAUGA
Heterobilharzia americana is the source of this 735-nucleotide messenger RNA. The record is from the annotation of a GenBank genome assembly. Lineage: Eukaryota; Metazoa; Platyhelminthes; Trematoda; Strigeidida; Schistosomatidae.